AUGGCGCCAGUCGGGGAAGCAUACUUUCCUCCUCUCGAUCGUUGUUUCGACGGCACCCAACAGCUCUGGUCGUGGGAACUUUGCCUUCACAUCCUAGCACGUCCUACAGCCCCCGAAUAUGACUCGAUCAAGAGCUUCCUACUCGAUCCACAGACUCAGGACUAUAUCCUUCACCCUACCGCCCCAUUUGGCGCGCCCAAUACGCAAAGCAAGUCAAGCUUUGAAACAAAAACCUCCGCCGUGAAUGUAUCACCAAAUUCCCACUCUCAUUACAACAUCAAGCAAAUUAAAGAGGAUAGUCUAUUGUUGAGCAAGGAAACCCAGAUAAACGAGUUAUCGGCCUUGAGAAUCGCGGUUUUGGAAUGGCAGAAGCAGCCGGCUACAGAAUUGCUACAAAGCGCCGUGUCAGGGCCAGAAGGGGCGAGACUUACAGGAGUCGCAAAUCGAUCCCUGCUGCUUCGAAAUGACCUCGAUCUUGGUCUUUCACGAUCGCAGCGGCCGACGGAGGAGGAAGCCCAAGGCUCAGAUGAGAGCACCCGGAGACGGCGAAUGAUUGAGCUCCUACUUUCAGAGCGCUGCUACAUUCUGAAGUGCAGCGAGUACAUUCUAUCGCACUACCUGGCUACACGUAAAAACGUAGAGAAUGCUCUGCCGGAUGAGAAGCGCUCUGGUUGGCUUAGAGAAAUUGGACUGGAGCUCUUCACUCGCUGGGCGCCACAUGGAAAAGGCAAAGGGAAAUCUCGAGACCAUUUCUUUGAGAUUGCUGCUGGAUCCAUUGGGUCAAGACUUCAGGCACUGGCGACUGGUAGCGGCUGGUCUGGACUUGGCGUGGAGCAAGAGAAGGUUGAGAUACUUUGGGGAUGCUGCCAGGUCAUUGAGAUCGUGCACAUCCUGCAGAACGUGCAAGCUUUGCUACAGGCCCAACAAGCACCUGUCGAAUCAGCAUUGAUCUUGUCAUGGUUUCGAUUGAUGGGCGAGUGCGGAUUUUUCGAGGGGUUUCAAUUGCCAUAUCCUGGGUUUGAGACGAAGUACAGCAUGCCCUUACAAUCCCUAGCCGCUCUGAUUUCCCUAACCAUUCUCAAUGUCACGGAAGCGCUUGAUCUACUAAAUCUUGUCGCUUCUGGAAAUCCACCCAACUUCGGCUCGCACGAUUCCGUCCCGUACAUUCUAGAUCAGGUAGCGGUUCAUGAGAUCAACGACGUCCUCAUCUCGUUCGCUCCUUCGGCCGUAGCGAGUCUUGCUGUCAUGUCUUGGAGCAUCAUUACGCAGACCAUCCGAGAGAUGGCGUCUGCAGCUCGGGAAUCACGCGAAAUGCGACAGUCUACCCGGGCAGCUGACAAGUAUGGUGGCGGAGAUUCAUCGGAUACGGAUGGAUAUGAGAGACCGAGUUUUAUGCCUAGUAUUCGACGAAGAUCGUCAACCAGCAGUGACACUUCUCAGCAAUCGACGCUGGUUGAAGAUAUCUAUGACAGAAUAUGCAUCACAGAGGUCGACGAUCCAGUACCCUAUCUGGCUGGCAACGCAGUCGAGGGGGGUAAGUUGUUUGACAUCAUUACUGUAGUUGCUACAGAGUACUGCACGCCUUACGGUUACGAGCAUGAGGGAUUUCCAGACAAAGAGAUGCGCAAAUGCUUGCUCCAGCUCAUUCGAGCAUGCGUUGGGUUUGUAGACUACCAACCUGCAUUCUUCAGUGCUACUCUUGCUGCGAUCAAAGGAUCAGAGCGGUACUGGGACUGGGUGAUGAGUUCAUCUCGUUCGCUCUCUGAGAGUCCCGCAGCGUUCUUACGCGAUGACGAAAUGCUCAAAUCGAACAUGUUCCUCGUUGCUCUCUCUCGCUUCCCACAUGAAUCUGAGCCUAUCUUGCAGCUCUCGCAAGCGUUGACCCUGCAGGACAACAACAAAGAAAACGCUCUGGUCUUUCAGGAGCUUGAUCUUUUCACAUGUCAAUUACCGCUGGAGUACGACGGAUACAGAAACGUAGAAGAAGAACAGGAGGUCGACUAUGUCGAGUUGGCAAGGGACUACGAUUUCGACAUCGCUACAGCACAAAGUGUCCUACAAUCAGGAAAGGCUGUUACCGCCCGCUCUUUCAAUUCCCAGCGUCUCGCUAGCACGGUCUUCCGGUUACCAGAAGGUACUCGUGGCAAAGUCCUAUCUAAUGGGAAGCCUUUGGUCGUGGCCUGGAAUUAUGAGUAUUCCGGCCUGGGCUAUCUUGGACAAGUCCUGGACUGUGCUGCAGUCGCAAUCAACUCCAAUGAGACAGACGGGUCUCCCGCUUCGCCGGAAAUUGUUGGAGAGACCAUCGCCUUUAUCUCAGCUCUCCUACUCUCCGCUACCAAAACAUUCGAAGAGUCUGCUGCAAGACAUGACGCAGCAGCAUCGAUUCUGAAUCAACUCAGUCAAGGUGUCGAUCGAGAUCGUGAUAUCGUAAGCGUGGUAUUUCAGAUCUUCGAAAAUGAGCUACACAAGCCGAGGAAGGGGCCUGACGAAGAGGACUCCCUAAAUGUGAUGAUCCAAUGCGUCAACUUUACGCACGCAAUCCUACGCGUCAUGCCUGAUAGAGUCUGGCCAUUUUUGGGACGGAGUGGGUUGCUAGGAGAAGAUGGCGGCUGCCUCAAUACUAUUAUAUCCUCCAUUGAAAUCGUUUUGGGUCGCUACGAUUUCUUGUAUGGCUGUAUUCGCCUUUUCGACACGCUUGUGGAAGACGUUGUCGAAAAAGCGAUGUCACGUCGUACCCCUUCGAAGGCCAUUGCACGCUUUGGCGCAGUCAAUCUAUUUGGCUCUGGUGUCUCGCAUACAAUCAUGCAGAAGGUUCUCUUCAACUUCCAGCGAAUAAUGAUGGAUGUCUUCAACAGUUUUGGCACUUGGAAAUUCGCGAAUGAAGCCGACCGACCAGAACUGGCGUGCUGGCUGUGCAAGAUAUUUGACAAAAUACUACACUACGCUUACGAUACUAACAGCUUUGAAGAGACUAUGUCGCAGCUGACCGCCGCACUCGUACCAUCCGCGAAAGUUAUUGCGGACGUCUUUCUCUCAUCCUCGAAAGCCGAGCUCACAAUGGAACCGUUGAUACGAAUAUGUGCUGCAGGCAUGCUAGAAACAUCCGGUUCGUUGCAGACUGGGAGCAGAAGGUAUUGUAUCGAACAGACCAAACACGCCUUACAAUUACUUUCUACACUUAUUCGCGUCAGUGACAUCUUGGACCGACGCUCGUCUCAUCUUAACAAUCAUCUCUACGAUAACAUCAAGAUAUUCACCACACUCUACGCAGCGCAUGAGAUGUACAGAGCGCCCGUCGUCCAGCUCUUGGACGCCAUUGUCCGAGCGCCAUCAGACUUACCACAACCAUCAUCCCUGUUAGCUCAUCUCGGUCAAGAAAAUGCCGGCAGCUUCUUGCAAAUGCUCUCUGUCCUUGAUAGACCAGUGCGAGAUAAUCGUCUCUUUGUUGCCAUCUGGAGACUGCUCGGCAGUAUUGUGGCUACGCGACAGCAAUGGUUUGCCCAUUUCAUUCUGACUGGGAAACGACCGCCAAGAACAACCAAGGCUGGGACCGCUGAACAGAGUGAGAAGCAGAUGACGCCGAUGCUGAGCCUUGCACUUGACCAAUUGCAUAUCAUUGACAAGCUAGAAAGCAAGAGAGCACUUGCCAUGCUUGAAUUUGUCGCCAAUGCUGUUGACUACUGGCCUCAGACGCUACAAACGCUUCACGAUCAUCCAACCUUCCUAUUGUCAGUCUCUAGAUUUGCCUCUCGACCUGAGGUAAGGACAAGGAAUCGAGGAGCCAAUGUUGACGAAGAAUGCAAUAAGACACAGAUGUCCGCAUGCAUCGCUGAGAUCUUGGCCAUGUACACACAUUGGUCUCAGGAGCAAGGCAGCUCCAGAUUUGCUCAAGAGGUUCUUGAGCAUUUGCACCAGUUCGCGAAAAAUGCCAACUUUGUGCCCAUGUACAACGCUUCUCUGCAUGGCAAUUUGAGACGGAAUUUUGCGGCGAAAUAUCAAGGCUGUAGCUUGGAUGACUUUCAGCGCACGGCACUGAUUCAAGCAUCUCUGGGCGAUUCAUACUUCUAUGACUUGGAUAUGGCUUCCAAAAUGCUGUCCUUCGAUCCGUCAUGGACAGGUCUUGGAGGAGAAGGCUUCGCGGACGAGGUCAAGAGGGCUAACUUCAACCUAUCUAUCGUUGAAGCUCAAGUGGUAAGAUUAGCAACCGAACUCCAACCGAAUUCCAUGACUGAGCUAAUAUUUCAGGCCCUAUUCUCGAGUUGGAAAAGCUUCCUCAUCGAGCUCGUCGCUCCUCUAGCGAAAGAAUCGCGGUUCCAAAAGAUCAUAGCACAAACAGUGAUCGACUGCCUUCAGGCGAAUGCUGAAAAUGCAUUGCCAGAAGAAUUCUUUCAACGAUUGAUGCAAACAAGAGCUGACCUCGCAUUCACCCUUCUUCAAACUCUGAAUGAAGUCAAAAGCGCCGAGACGGUGGCCCAAGGCAUCUUGAAUGUUGCCUGGGAAACAUUACGAAACCACAACACAAACCUCGGAGAAGCCUUGGGGGCCGGAGACGCUGACUAUCACAGGACACUCGUCCGCAUACUUUUUCUCGCACUACAGCUUCACAUAAGCGGCGGUGAAGGUCCUGCUGCAGCAACGCAAGCAUUGAACCAAGCCACGAAUAAUCCUGCACCUAAACCUCGCUCACAAGUCGGUGACACAACUCUCCAGGUUGCGCUCGAAAUCACAAGUCAAAUCGUUGGCGAAGGAUUCUGCUCCCUCACAACUCUCCUCCACGAAUUUCCAAGCCUUGUAUCUCCCGCAGACUUCUCUCUCCUCAUAGCUAUCCUCCACUCUUGUCUCCAAAUACCAGGCGUAUCCACCAGCUCCGAGCACCUUAUGAAAGCCUUCGCAGACACGCAAACCCCACGCUACGCCGCCGUUCUUCUCUCCUGGUCAGAUCGACUCGCCGCAUCCGGUGAUCCCAUAUACGGCGAAGUCUCCAUCCACUUCCUUCUCGAGCUCUCCACAGUCCAGCCUCUGGCAGAAACCCUAGCCGUCGAAGGUGUCCUUUCCCAUAUCCUCACAGCCAAGAUAAUGGAAGCACUUCAAGAAAAAGCUUUCGGUCCCUUUGACGAGCCACCUCGCUUAUUCACGAUCUGGUCUCGGGGUCUCUUACCCUUACUCCUGAACCUCCUACAAGCCGUCGGCCCCUCAAUCGCCGCCGAAGUAGCAGGCGCCCUCAAUACCUUCCCUCACCAGCUUUCCCGCGCAAGUCAAGCGUUCGGUACAUCGCCCAGCAGCACAUCCCCCGCCAAAAAUCCUUCCAAGGGGUACUUCACCCUCUCCAUGGCGCAAGAAGCCUCAUCCCUCGCCCUCAUCGUGAGCAUCCUCCGCACCUUCCGCGAAGCUGGCGCCAGCGCGGCCGUGCAAGCGGGCCAGAUCGAGGACGUGAAGUGGGAUGCGGCGCAAGUGAGGGAGGAUGUGGAAGGCUGGUUGACUAGACGCGGGGCGUUGAGGGAUAAGAUUGUGCCGACGAGUGGGAAGGAGGAGGCGUGGGGGCGGAUGAAGGCGAGGAGGGAUGGGGGGGCGGAGAAUAGGCUUGAGGAGAGGGUUGUGGAUGAGUUGCUGGGCGUUGUUGGUGUUUUGGGGGGUGAGGAUAAAUAG
Molecule: messenger RNA, 5646 nt
Organism: Bacidia gigantensis
Lineage: Eukaryota; Fungi; Ascomycota; Lecanoromycetes; Lecanorales; Ramalinaceae
Exons: 3
Coding region: 1-5646 (1881 amino acids)
Biological process (GO): protein import into nucleus; RNA export from nucleus
Cellular component (GO): nuclear pore inner ring
Molecular function (GO): structural constituent of nuclear pore
Source: RefSeq, a predicted model, not a curated record